AAUGCAAUCGAUCUCGAGUUGGACGCCCAACUAUGAGACCCAAACUGUUGUCAAGACGGCACGCCCCAGUAGUCUGCUCCACUGACGUGGCCUGAGGGAGAAUAAUUUGCUGGGAGAGAAUAUAGAGCAUAGAAUUCAUUUGCCCACGCAGUUAAAUGUUACCCUUGGUUCAUUUCUCUCGUCAGCCAUAGAAUCUCACUAUCCAUAGCCCCUUAGCCUGGCGAAGGCUAACGCCCCCAGGCUCACCUGUAAGUCGGCAGAGUGUGAAACAUGAGAACAGUAUUCAUAUGUAAAUGUUGACCCCCUGAGUCCCACGCACGGGGUGUACCACGGGAUAUAACGUUCGACUUCGCUACAGCAGGAUAACCUUGUAACACUCACCCAGUCCCCAGGGGCAGUGAUUUCUGUAUAAAACGUCUCCGUCUCGACCUCUACAGCUCACUGAAACGUUCCUCAGGUGUCCCUGACACGUCUCUAUAUCGCCGACGAAGAAACAAGAGCGAGCUGAAGACUACACAGUAGCUAGGGUCGGUAGCAGCACCUGACAACACUUGGCGGUGAAGAAACAUGGACGGUCCUGUUGAGAUAGAGGACGUGGACUACGGCCCUUCCCGGGGACAGAAGUGCAAGAAAUGGUUCAAGGAGAACCUCCUCCUGCUGCUGACCAUCCUGGGAGUGGGGCUGGGGAUCCUCAUGGGGUUUCUCAUGCGUAUGGCCAACCUGUCCGAACAGAACAUAGCCUACUUCGCUUUCCCUGGAGAACUGUUCCUCAGGAUGCUGAAGUGCAUGAUCCUGCCGCUCAUCCUGUGCAGUAUCAUCUCUGCUCUGGCCGCUCUGGACGCCAAGACCUCCGGCAGAGUAGGCGGCCGGGCGGUGGCGUACUACGCGUUCACUACUCUGAUCGCUGUUAUCAUAGGCAUCAUCCUGGUGGUGAGCAUCCACCCUGGACAGGGAGACCCGAGCAAGAUCGAGAGGGCGGGAAGUUCCCGCAGAGUCAGCGCCGCAGAUUCUUUCUUGGACCUCAUCAGGAACAUGUUUCCUGACAAUAUUGCCCAGGCCUGCUUCCAGUCGUAUAACUCCCGGAUCAUAGAGAGCACCGUACCUAACCCUGCGUACACCCCUCCCAACAUCACCGCCAUGGCCUCCACCAUGACCACCAUGGUGAUGAACGGAACAGCCAUUCCUGAGGAGAUCACGGUGUUCGUCACACAAGGAGGCUACUCUGACCGACUAAACGUUCUGGGCAUCAUUUCCUUUUCCAUCUUCUUCGGGGUGGUGUUGGGCCGUAUGGGCGAGAAGGGCAAGCCUCUGGUCCAGGUCUUCACCAUCUUCAACGACUGCAUCAUGACGCUGGUCUACCUCAUCAUGUGGUACUCUCCCAUCGGCAUCAUGUUUCUCAUUGCGGGUAAGAUCAUGCAGAUGAUCGACCCAGCCAAGCUGGUGGGGCAGCUCGGCAUGUACAUGGUGACUGUCAUUGCAGGACUGGCCAUUCACGGCUUCAUCAUCCUCCCCGGGCUGUACCUGAUCUUCACCCGGAAGAACCCGUUCAAGUACAUCGCUGGGAUAGGCCAGGCCCUGGUCACGGCGUUCGGUACCGCCUCAAGUUCUGCUACCCUGCCGGUGACCAUCCGCUGCCUUGAGGACAAGAACGGCGUGGAUCCCCGCGUGGCCCGCCUGGUGCUGCCGGUGGGAGCCACCAUCAACAUGGACGGCACUGCGCUGUACGAGGCCGUCGCCUCCAUCUUCAUCGCCCAGGUCAACGGCAUCACGCUCAACUUCGGGCAGAUCGUCGCUGUCAGCGUCACCGCCACCGCUGCCAGCAUCGGGGCUGCCGGGAUACCGUCAGCUGGACUCAUCACCAUGGUGAUCGUUCUGACGGCUGUGGGGCUGCCGAUCGAGGACGUCACUCUGCUGUUUGCCAUCGACUGGUUCCUGGACCGCUUCCGGACCGCCACCAAUGUGCUGGGAGAUUCCAUCGGCGCGGGGAUCAUCGACCAUAACGUGCGGGGCACACUGCCGCCCCUGCCCACCGACUAUGAAGAGGUCGCCGCGGAAAGUCCCCCCGCAGAAGGUCCCCCUGCCUACAAUGGGGACAGCAAAGGCAAAGCUCCGAUGAAUGUUACCACACGGCUGUAGCCAGUAAACCACAUUACCGUUGACAUGGUCAGGUUGUCGAGAAGGCGGUAGGGUGGCUACCAGGUAAAGACGUGACGAUUUUGUACCGUUUGCAAAUGGAGCUGAGUUUUGUCUUGUGCACGACAAACAGAUGUACAAAUUGUGACACUUAUUGAUCUAGUAGCCUAGUCCGCACUCUCUUCUUCGUCUAGUGGACGAGAAAUACAGCAUCAUAUAUUGAAGCUGCCGUACAAUUUGAUUUAGAUGACUUUAUCUUAUAAUCUAAAAUAUAUAAUCUAAUUUUACAAACCGUGAUUGCUAGAUUACGGACCAGCAGAGUGUUGGAUUUGCCAAAAUCAAAUCAAUAUAUUUCAUUGUGAUUCUCUGAUACCAUGCAGCCAUUUUUCUUAUAAAUGUUAGAGUCGAUGUAAUUGUAAAAAAAGAUAAUAUUAUAUAUUAUUAUAUAUCAUUACAAGAUGAUUACAAGAAGAUUAGAUGAUUACUUAUAACGUUAGUUGUUUACUUGAUCAACAUGUUGUGUUUUAAGUGGUUUUAUAAUUAGAAGCUCAAUUUAGUAUUUUCUCGAUUGCCAAUUAUAUCUAAUGUUAUCACUUUUAAUAUAGGGUUAUAACGUUUGGGCUUGUCAUGCUAGGCUGCAGAAUUAGUUUUCGUGUAUAUGGUACUACUAUGUAACCAAAGCAAAUUUGGAAAAACAAUACUUAAUAGUGCUAGUAUGUGUACAUUUUAAAGUCAGAUAUAAAUUUGUAUAAAAAUACUUAAAACAAGGCUUUUGAUGUGUGCCAUAUUUCAAUAAAAAGUAUAUAUUUCA
Branchiostoma belcheri (Belcher's lancelet) is the source of this 2944-nucleotide messenger RNA. RefSeq names its product excitatory amino acid transporter 1-like. Bases 568 to 2136 code for a protein of 522 amino acids. Lineage: Eukaryota; Metazoa; Chordata; Leptocardii; Amphioxiformes; Branchiostomatidae. Gene Ontology annotation, biological process: L-glutamate transmembrane transport. Gene Ontology annotation, molecular function: neutral L-amino acid transmembrane transporter activity; L-glutamate transmembrane transporter activity; glutamate:sodium symporter activity. The record is from RefSeq and is a predicted model, not a curated record. The transcript has 12 exons. Gene Ontology annotation, cellular component: plasma membrane.